CUCUAACUGAAGGAGCAGAACAGGACAGCCACGGAGUAGCUACAAAGGGGAUGGGGCUACCACCAAAAUCUAUCCAUUUUCUAAACUCUAGGAGGUUCCGGACUGGUUUCUGCACAAGCACAAACCCCAUGUGUGUGAAUGCAUAGAAGUCCACUCGAAGAAACACCGUUGCAGGGCUCUGUGGCUACAAACCAACAUGGUUGGUAGCCAUGCAGGCAUGAGACUCUAGUGACCCCACCCCCAACUUGGAGGGACUGAGUACUUACAAAAGGGAAUGUUACGGUGGACAGUGCACUUAGAAGGUGGGCCCCGGAGAGUGAACCACGCUGCUGUAGCUGUCGGACACAAAGUUUACUCUUUUGGUGGCUACUGCUCAGGGGAAGACUAUGAGACUAUGCGACAGAUUGACGUUCAUGUAUUUAAUGCAGUCUCCCUGCGCUGGACCAAGCUGCCACCAGUGUGGACAAACAGUAGGGACCAUGUGAGGGAAGUUCCCUACAUGCGAUAUGGACACUCUGCAGUUGUCAUUGAUGACACCAUCUACAUCUGGGGAGGUCGCAAUGACACCGAAGGAGCCUGCAAUGUAUUAUACGCCUUUGACGUCAGCACGCACAAAUGGUUCACACCAAAAGUUUCUGGAAUGGUUCCAGGAGCAAGAGAUGGACAUUCGGCUUGUGUCUUGGGAAAGAGCAUGUAUAUCUUUGGAGGCUAUGAGCAACUGGCCGAUUGUUUUUCGAAUGACAUCCACAAGCUGGAUACCAGCAACAUGACAUGGACUCUGAUCUGUACGAAGGGCACGCCAGCUCGUUGGAGAGACUUUCACUCUGCAACAAUAAUUGGAACAAAGAUGUAUGUGUUUGGGGGAAGAGCAGACCGCUUUGGGCCAUUCCACUCCAACAAUGAGAUCUACUGUAACCGAAUCAAAGUGUUUGACACCGACACUAACUCUUGGCUGGAUUCCCCUCCCACACCACUCCUCCCUCAAGGCAGGAGGAGCCACUCAGCAUUUGGCUACAAUGGGGAGUUGUAUAUAUUUGGUGGCUACAAUGCCCGCCUGAACAGACACUUCCAUGAUCUUUGGAAAUUCGAUCCAGUUUCUUUUACCUGGAAGAAGAUUGAUCCCAAAGGGAAAGGGCCAUGUCCUCGCCGCAGACAGUGCUGUUGCAGCGUAGGGGACAAGAUAAUCCUCUUUGGAGGCACCAGCCCGUCCCCAGAGGAAGGCAUGGGAGAUGAAUUUGACCUGAUGGACCACUCAGACCUGUACAUCUUGGACUUCAGUCCCAGCUUAAAAACACUGUGUAAACUGGCAGUGAUCCAGUACAAUCUGGACCAGUCAUUCCUCCCUCAUGACAUCAGAUGGGAGCUUGCCGCAAUGACAACCAAUAGCAACAUCAGCCGGCCAAUCUUCUCCUCCCAUGGAUAGUCUGGUCUCCUGCACCACCACCCCAGCUGCCCCCCCCGCCUUGAAGAUGUCAUUUACCAUCUCCUUCAUUGUGCAUGAAUGUUUAGCCUAUUCUGGGAAGGGGCGUCGCUUCACCACAAGGGGUCUCCUUGCUGCCCGCUCUAGGAGGUCUUGACUUGCCACACCUGUCCCAGCGAUGACUUUGCCAGGACCUUGGCCUAAAGGCAGCAUGCAGGCAGAAUGGGAUGGCACACUCCACGGAGAAGGGGGGCGGCCCUGUGUUCUUUGCUCUCACUGCUGGAAGAUACAGUUUACAUCCACCCACUUCUGUCAUACAGUUUGAAUUAAUAGUAUCAAGAGAAAUCAGCAAACAAACAAAAAUCUCAGGACUAACUGGUAUGAGACCAGCAUAUGCUUCAUAUACUAUAGGAUUAAAGACAGACAAACCAAGGACUCUUCAAGGUUCAUCUUCUCCACAAUCCCCAGCUGUUUUGAGUGCCUGGCCCUCCCUGUUAACUCAAGGACUGAACUGCUUGUCCUCUCGUAAGCCAUUUUCUCUGCUCAGCUGCGGGCCCAGAGAAGCAUGCCUGCCCUUACACGUGUUAGAGCUUGGCUGGGUUUGCCCUCCCCCAGUGGGUGUCCAGAGGAACUCCACGCAAUACCCCAGCACUCGUUGCCUUGACAGUAGUGCAGACUGCUGUGAGGCCUGAGUCUUAACUGGGAAAGGAGGGGGACGGUGACGAAAUGGCUGCCCGACAUCUUAUCAGGCAGAGUAGAACAGACUUGUCGAUGCCUGUUGCAGGAGGGGUUGACGCAGGAUCUGACGUGCUGCUGCCCAGUUUGCUGUGUACAAGUGGCAGCUCUGAAUUUAUAAAUGCUGGGGGGCAAGCCAAGCUGCUUGUAGUCUUUUGUGUGUCAGUGCUUUCCGUGGCUGGAGGGGCAAUGUGGGGGGAGGAGGCUACAGACGGAUUGAAAUUGGAGAACUAGUCUAGCGUCGUGGUUGAGGAUGCAAGUUGGGAAAUCCCCAGUUCAAGUCUUGUCUUGGCCAUGGACUCACUAGGUCACUCACACACACACACACACACACACACACACACACACACACACACACACACCAAGUAAUACUUUCCUGUCUUGCAGGAGUUUGUAAAGGUUACAAGUUAAAACAAGUGACAUACUUGGAAGACUCUAAAUUGCCAUAUCAAUGCAGAAUAUUUAUUAUUUAUUUUAAAUCUGGCUUCAUAUUUACUCUUGCCAAACAAGGCUUUCAGCUAGCUAGGAUAACUAAGAGCCUUAAUCUCGCCUACCUCAGGUUUCCAUCAAGCAAUGUAAUGCAGUAUUAAAAGGAGAAGAUUUGGGGAGCAGAGAGAGAUAAGAAGCUUGAUAAUGUUGCUUUCUGGUUACUUUCUCUUUCAAAUGCAUUGCCCUUUUGUUGUCACCUCCAUCCAUUAAGCGCUAGAUGCUAUUUUUUUUUUAAGAUUGGCAGUUUACCAUCCCAAGGUUUUAACAGGAACCUAUGGACUGCAGAAAGCAACCAAUAGGUAGGAAAUGCCUACUGUAACUUUUACUCUUUUGGGUUAAUUUCAUAAUGAUUUACAAAAUCAGCCCAACACCGAGUUUCAUGCACUUAUCUGUGGUGCCCGAGAACAAUUGGCAUGUCCUGGAACUCCAGAAAAACCAGGUGUAAUUGGCAAUGUGAUAAAGCUGUGGGUGAGUGUUCAGAUGUGCACAGGUGUGCUGAGAAGUGGAAAUGUGUAUGUAUUACAAAUGCAUGAGGAGCAGUGCAGCAGGGGACCAGGCAAAUUAAACCAAACUAAGUAGUUCUUAGUAGAACUAA
This is a messenger RNA of Hemicordylus capensis (graceful crag lizard), 3239 nucleotides long. It is a transcript of the gene KLHDC3, whose product is annotated as kelch domain containing 3. The transcript has 11 exons. Lineage: Eukaryota; Metazoa; Chordata; Lepidosauria; Squamata; Cordylidae. The coding region runs from base 275 to 1423 and encodes 382 amino acids. Gene Ontology annotation, cellular component: cytoplasm. Gene Ontology annotation, molecular function: protein binding; chromatin binding. The record is from RefSeq and is a predicted model, not a curated record.